AUGUCGCGACGAACAGAGAAAGGCUCGCUGUUUAUUGGGCGCUUGUCCAAAGACAUCAGAACACGCGAUUUAGACGAAGUAUUCGAAAAAUAUGGCCCUGUUGAUAGAUGUGACAUUAAGUAUGGUGCUGAGAUGGCCUAUGCCUUCGUCGAUUUUGCCGAUCGUCUAGAUGCAGAGGAUGUGAUGAAGUAUGAGAACGGCCGGGAUCUGCUUGGGUCGGAGAUCGUCAUCGAGUGGGCCAAGGGCAACCCGAGAAGAACCAUGGUUGGUGGGGGACGGUUCAGUCGUGGAUCGGUAGGUAGCUUUAAAGGCAGUGAUGAGUGCUUUAGGUGCCAUCGUCGUGGCCAUUGGGCCAAGGAGUGUCACAGCCGUGGACCCCCACGUGGAGGAAGGUGGAGACGCUCAAGGAGCAGGGAUCGACCCCGUCGGCGGGCGCGCAGCUACAGUCGGUCAAGGUCAAAAUCGAGGUCUAGGUCACGUGACAGGAAGAGGUCAAGGAGAGACAGCCAUAAGAAGCGAUCACGUUCCAGGUCCAGGUCCAGGUCCCGUUCACCACGCUCUGUGUCGAGGUCCCGUUCCAAAUCCAGGAACCGCUCCAGGUCCAAGUCCCACCAGCGCUCGCGAUCCAAAUCUCCACGCAAUCGUUCAAGGUCGAAAUCUCCGGGUCAUUCAAAGUCGAAGUCGAAGAGAGAUUCGGGAGAGCGGGACCGUAGUAGGUCACGCUCGGCUAAACCGGAGAAGUCUCCGGCCGCAUCGCCACGGAAUGGAGAUGAUAAAGGCGAUGAUGAUUGAGAUGUAACAUUUCGUGGGUGAAUUUUAUUUGUGAAGAAAAAGAAAAAUCUUGCAAUAUUUUAUUCAGAGUAUGAUGGACCUGCAAAGAAAUUCAAGAAUAUUUUCAGAGUUUUGUCGCCUCGUAAGUCAGGAUAUUCACAUGUUGUCGAUUUCAAAGAACUAAAAAGGGAAAUCCCUGGCCUGAACAUAAAAUGAUUUUCAAUUUUCUGGUGUUUCAUCUUGAAGAAGUAGAAGUGUUCAGUGCAGAGGUAGCGUGUUAUUUACGACUCCACUUCAAGUUUAAGAGUGAAUUACUGUCGUCUAAUGCCAGCUUGAGUUUAAGUGUACUGAUGGAACAUUUUCACACUGAAAAACUAUGUGCACCCGACCUGCACAAAAGAUAUUUUUAAUUUUUGGAUCGGACCUAGGAAACCUUAUAUUAAGAAAAAACACAGGAUUUCAAAGUCAAGUAUUUCCAAGCAAUAUUAAAAAGUAGCCCCUUUUCCAAGCAGUUUGAUUUGAUUAUUUUAAUGUUUAGAGGGUAUGCUAUACUAUAUAAAUAUCAUACUAUCCUCAGGAUCAUUUUGUCGACAUUUCCACACAUCUUCUAAAACAAAUUCACACCUAGGAUUUCUUCAUAGUUUAGACAGCACUGCGUUUGCCCUUUAGCUCCAAAUUGUAAGAUGUGCCAUGAAUUUCACUUCACAAAACUAUCUAGAAUAUCUCACUUGUUGUGAAUUUGUAACCGUUGCUGUUAUUAAUUGGAUUAUUGUGAGAUUAUACUGUUCAAGAUCUUGUAACGUGUUCUGUGGUGGAUUUCAUACAUCGGGGAAACUUGAUUGGUCACAAAUUAAUCAAUAGAGACAAAUAACCAAUCGUAUUUUUUCGCUUGUAUUAUCGGAAGCUGAAAACUAACUUUUGGGGACGCAUUUUAUCAUCGAUUCAUCACUGCAGAUUUAUGUUGAAAGGGUGAAAUGAAGAUUUUGUUUUUAGUAUUCCAACAGACUUGAAAGAAUCUUCUGAAUCAUCUUCGCCAUGAGUUUAUUUGAGGCCUCUUUAUUAAAAAUCGUGUAGAAUGGCUUCAGAAGAGCCUUUGGGCCUGGUUUUUUAAAAAGAAGUUUUUUCACCAACGCCAGUGUUGACCUUACAUCGUGUCAUCUCCUUACGGUAGUUGACCCAAGUUAACGCCAGUGUUAAUGACAAAACGUACUGGGCCCAUGUUUCUUUGAGUCCAGUCAUUAGCUACAGGGGCGAUUUUAUAUCCAAUUACAACCCCUGGUCUUUCUUGUAACCAGACUCUUUUGAUCACUUGAAAUUUUAUUAUUUUUUGUUGCAAACUUGCUCAGAUUAUCGGAGGUUUCCACCAGAAUUUUACCUGUUUCUAUAUAGUUUUCCACUUUACAAUUAAGUUCACCAUAAAGUAUGGAGGGGGAGAGUGAAUUUAAGCCAAAUAUAAGUGUGUUUGGGUGGGUUUAUAUGGACAAUUUGAAUUUGUAAUCCAAAACAAAACCUGGAUACUUUCAUAAAACCUGUGACUUUAUAUUGUGAAGAAACCUUUCCAAGCGACUUUGAAGGCGGUGCCAAAAUGACAUCCCAUGAAAGAGAAAUACCUGGUGGUGUUCGGGGAGGGGGGUAGUUGCAAUGACAAAGAGCACUUAAAAAUAUUGGCCUCUGGUAGUGUGAGCAAGUUCUUCCAUUAGAUGCAUUUUGUACAUGUAGUAUUAUUGUAUUUCAUCUAUCCAUUGUUGCAUCAGAAUAUUAUGUCUAUGGCAAUUUCUACAUACUGGGUAAACAAAUAAAGUUUUCAUCGUUCAGGAAUA
Lineus longissimus is the source of this 2591-nucleotide messenger RNA. Its product is annotated as serine/arginine-rich splicing factor 6-like. Lineage: Eukaryota; Metazoa; Nemertea; Pilidiophora; Heteronemertea; Lineidae. The transcript is spliced from 7 exons. Bases 1 to 792 code for a protein of 263 amino acids. Gene Ontology annotation, molecular function: RNA binding; zinc ion binding. The record is from RefSeq and is a predicted model, not a curated record.